AUGACCAGCAAGCUCCCUCAUAACUUCAUUCAAGGAGGGCCAGCGGAGCCUCUCUCGAAGGACCUGUUAGAGGGUAAAAAGCGUGUCUUGCUCAACGCUUUCGAUAUGAAUGGCGUCGGACACAUUAGUAUUGGACAAUGGCAGAAUCCCGAGGAUAAAAGCUCUCAAAAGAACCGUCUCCCAUACUGGAUUGAGUUAGCCAAGCUGUUGGAAAGGGGAAAGUUCAACGCUCUCUUUCUCGCCGACAACUACGGCUCGCACGACAUUUACAAGGGAAGCCAUGCCCCAGCUAUCAGGGCGGCAUCACAAUGGCCGCUAUACGAUCCAUUCAGUGUCAUCUCUGCCAUGGCUGCAGUGACAAAUACCUUGGCCUUUGGAGUAACCGCUUCUACUACAUUCGAGCCCCCUUUCAGCUUGGCGAAAAGAUUUUCGACACUGGACCACUUGACCAAUGGAAGGAUUGCUUGGAACAUUGUCACCUCAUGGAGUGACACUGCGGCUCGAGCACAUGGUCUAGAUCAAUUACCUGAGCACGACACUCGGUAUGAGAUGGCUGAGGAAUAUCUCAGUUUGGUCUACAAGUACUUCAGACUCUGGGAGGGCUCUUGGGCGGACGGCGCUGUGGUCAAGGAUCCAUCCACGCACACCUACACUGACCCAACCAAAGUACGCAAGAUCGAGCAUCAAGGCAAAUUCUACAAGUCUUCAAGUGCGCACCAGGUAGACCCUAGCCCUCAGCGCACACCUGUGCUUUUCCAGGCCGGUAUGUCACCUGCUGGCUCUUCCUUCGCCGCGAAGCACGCCGAAUGUAUCUUUUGUGGUGGCGCAAGUCCGGCCUUGGUUGCCAAGAAUAUCGAACAAACCCGUGAAAAGGCUCGAGAAAACAACCGAGACCCAUACGAUCUGAAGUUCUUUGUGCAGUUUACCCCUAUUCUGGGUGCCACCGACCAAGAGGCGCAGGAGAAGUACGAACGGUACCGCCAGUAUGCUCUAGGCGAAGGUGGCCUCGCUCUACUUGGUAGCACCUCGGGCAUCGAUGUCUCCAAGUUCCCCUGGGAUGAAGAGUUCCCUACCGACCCCGAGCAUCCACUCAUGAAAGAGUUGACAGCGAAGCAACGCAAUAGACUGCUGGCGCGUCCAGCUGGCUUUGACCGCUGGACCCCUCGCAUCCUGGCAGAAUAUCAAUCCCUGGGCGGCAGUGGCCCCUACAAGAUCGGGAGUGGUGCCACCGUUGCGGAUGAGAUGGAGCGAUGGAUCACCGAGGCCGAUGUUGAUGGCUUCAACAUCGGUCAUAUCGUCGUACCUGGUGCAUGGGAGGAUGUCAUCGAGUAUCUGGUUCCGGAGUUAGAAAAGCGUGGGUGGCUUAGUAAGGACUACCCCGUCCCUCAAGGUACAGCAAGGGAGAACUUGUAUGGGAGUCCAGGAGACUCGCAUGUGCGUAAGACGCACCCCGGGUAUCAGUAUAAGUUCAAAGGAGAUGUCUAG
Molecule: messenger RNA, 1485 nt
Organism: Fusarium vanettenii 77-13-4
Lineage: Eukaryota; Fungi; Ascomycota; Sordariomycetes; Hypocreales; Nectriaceae
Exons: 7
Coding region: 1-1485 (494 amino acids)
Molecular function (GO): monooxygenase activity; oxidoreductase activity, acting on paired donors, with incorporation or reduction of molecular oxygen
Source: RefSeq, a predicted model, not a curated record